AAACGCACGGGCUUUCCAAGCGCGCAUAGCCGAGCUGUCACCAUUGUCCUCCUGCAAUGCACAUGCUCCAUCGAGCACAUUGAAAACACAUGGAUGUCGACGGCAGAACAUCUCCGCGAUGAGGGAACGCGGAUCCAAGUCGUCCUCGCCGGCGCCGUAGCAGGCUUGAUCUCACGCUUCUGCAUUGCACCUCUGGAUGUAGUCAAGAUCAGGUUGCAGCUGCAUUACCACUCUCUCGCCGAUCCUCUGUCGCAGCCAUUUCGAACACAGACGCCCACGGGAGUUGCGAUUGUAGUUCGCGACAUUUGGAAGCAUGAAGGCAUCACGGGGUUCUGGAAGGGCAACAUUCCAGCCGAGGGACUAUACCUGAGCUAUGGCGCUGUGCAGUUCUUGACAUAUCGGAGUACAUCACAAUUCUUGGAUAAGGUUGCAGAGCAGUCGGGCGUGAGCAUUCCCGGUUCUGCGAAGAGCUUCAUCAGUGGUGCUGUAGCAGGGACUGCGGCCACGACCACCACAUAUCCUCUGGACCUGCUGCGAACUCGAUUUGCUGCACAAGGCACCGAGAGAGUCUACGAUGGGCUGCUUGGGAGUGUGCGCGAUAUUGUGCGCUACGAAGGAUAUGCUGGGUUCUUCAAAGGCUUGAAUGCUGGCGUUGGUCAGGUCGUGCCAUAUAUGGGACUCUUCUUUGCUCUCUAUGAGGGUCUCAAGCCGCCUCUUGCAGCUGUACAGCUGCCUUUUGGCUCUGGCGAUGCAGUGGCUGGGGUGAUGGCGAGCGUGCUCAGCAAGAGCGCAGUCUUCCCACUGGACACUGUGAGGAAAAGAUUGCAGGUGCAAGGGCCAAGUCGAAGCAAGUAUGUUGGAGGCAGAGUGCCAGUCUAUGAUAGGGGUGUCAUCAACACAAUUAGGAUGAUCCUGAGGAAAGAGGGCGCCAUUGGUCUUUACAGAGGGCUGACCGUGAGUCUGGUGAAGGCGGCGCCGUCUAGUGCAGUGACUAUGUGGGCUUAUGAGAGGGCUUUGCACAUGAUCAUGGCUGCACAAAGCCAGAAGAAUGGUCAGUAAAGGCAAAUAUGGAGGCUGGGCGAGGAGCAUGGCAGAUCGAAUUUCAAAGGCGGUGUUUGAUGUUUGCACAACACUGUUGCCCUUCUUCGCUCGUAAUCGAAAGUGUUAUUGGAAUGGCGCCUCGUAGCAAACAAUAGAUGGGGUUGGAUCUUGCCAUUAAUAGGGCAGAAGUGCUAGCUUUUUGAACGGAGAAGAUAGAGGUAUAAUGCAAAGAAUCGAUAGGUCAUUCUAAUGUUGCUACUAGGCGAGUCUUGGGCCGUCUCACAGGUUCAAGGGUCGCGGAUAAAGAAAUUGAGAGACUUCACGCCCGGGAUGAUAUUGACCCCGAAGGGCACCCUGAAGGUCUGGCACCUCUUAAAGGUCAAAACGUAAAGCUAGAACCGCCCACAAUGCAGUAGAGAACGCUGAGUUUGUCUGAGAACGUUGGGGUGCCGAUAUACCGGGUACUUUCACUCCACCACGCCAUAUCUCGACCAAAAAUGAUCCGACCACCAUUAUUUCUUCUGCUAUGCUCUCUUUUGAGUGCAAAAAAGCGAUGAUGAGAGGGGGAUUCGAACCCCCGCGGGCAGAGCCCAUGAGAAUACUCAACGACUGGGUCGAAGAAGCUUAGUAGCUUGAGUCACACCUGAGAUAGGAUGUCAAUUUCGAAGCUGAAGAUGAUACUUUGAGAGCAACUUACGCCAUAACCACUCGGCCAUCUCACCCUCAGAACAAGCUCGUUUCGAGCUGU
Cercospora beticola is the source of this 1789-nucleotide messenger RNA. It is a transcript of the gene TPC1, whose product is annotated as thiamine transporter TPC1. Lineage: Eukaryota; Fungi; Ascomycota; Dothideomycetes; Mycosphaerellales; Mycosphaerellaceae. Gene Ontology annotation, molecular function: thiamine transmembrane transporter activity. Gene Ontology annotation, cellular component: mitochondrial inner membrane. Gene Ontology annotation, biological process: thiamine pyrophosphate transmembrane transport. The record is from RefSeq and is a predicted model, not a curated record.